AUGUCAAGCGGGGAGAAGAAAGCCUGUGACAGUGCUGGCGCGCGUCCGAGGCUGGAUCCGAAUCCCACAUGGGAUGACACCAAGAACCCAGCAGGAAGAGAAGUCAUCGAUGUCAGUGGUGAGGACAGUACUUCCUCUGGAACAGAAGGGCAAGAGGCCAGGAAGAAAAUAAAGAAUUUAUUUGAAGAAUUUGAAGAGCCCAAUAAGAACUUUCUUCAGGGCAACAGCGAAAGAUUCACAGCGAUCAUCACGGAGUCUUUCGAAACCUUGGAGAUGAAAUUUGAGGAUGUUCUAAAAAUCCAGGGCGAGCGAAGGCAGAAACUUUAUCAAGAAUAUUCUCUUCAGAUGAAGACUUUGAAAAGAAAGUUAUCCGAGGAUGCAGCUGAAGUCAAGAAACAUGCAAAAAAACUCGCUAAUAUCUUCAAGGAGCAGCAAAAAUUUAUUCAUCAGUCUCUGGGUAUUCAGAAGAAGAGAAUGGAAGAAUUUAAAGAUCUGUGUGAACAGUACUUGGAGAAACUUGUAAUACUGAGGGAUUCUCGGGGAGAUUCCCUCGUUGAAGAGCUGAGACGUCUGAUAGCCACCUUGGAAAUAAAACUUCUGAUGCUGAAUCGCCAGCAAGAGAAUGCUGCUGGUCAACUGUCUCUCCUGGAUCUGUUAUUCUCAUAA
Chionomys nivalis (European snow vole) is the source of this 666-nucleotide messenger RNA. RefSeq names its product X-linked lymphocyte-regulated protein 3C-like. The record is from RefSeq and is a predicted model, not a curated record. NCBI's taxonomy places the organism in Eukaryota, Metazoa, Chordata, Mammalia, Rodentia, Cricetidae. Gene Ontology annotation, cellular component: synaptonemal complex. Bases 1 to 666 code for a protein of 221 amino acids. Gene Ontology annotation, biological process: meiotic cell cycle; spermatid development. The transcript has 8 exons.